This is a messenger RNA of Mus caroli (Ryukyu mouse), 520 nucleotides long. Its product is annotated as prostate and testis expressed protein 14-like. NCBI's taxonomy places the organism in Eukaryota, Metazoa, Chordata, Mammalia, Rodentia, Muridae. The record is from RefSeq and is a predicted model, not a curated record.
AUGGGAAAGCACAUCUUGCUGCUCCUGCUUGGCCUGUCUUUGCUGGUGAUGUCCUUGCAAGCUUUGACCUGUAUCACGUGUGAUAGGAUCAAUUCUCAGGGGAUUUGUGAGAGUGGAGAAGGUUGUUGUCAGGCUAGACCUGGAGAGAAAUGUGCCUCGCUGAUAACCCUUAAAGAUGGCAAAAUUCAGUUUGGAAACCAAAGAUGUGCUAACAUUUGCUUCACUGGGAUUAUGCAGAAUGGAGAUCAAACAGUAAAAAUGAAGUGCUGCAAGAAAAGGUCUUUCUGCAAUGAACUAUAAAUCUGACACUUAAUUACACUGUUGGAUUUUAGUACUGUUUAUUGAGUCUUCACCCUGGAGCAUGCCAAAAAAGAAUUGUCUACUGACCAUGACUGAAGCCCUCACCAUGCAUUCUACAUCAUGUGCUUAGAUGGUUUUUCCUUCUACAUUUAUAUUUUCAUAUGUUGUUGGGUGCUCUGUAAUAUGUUAUAUAUGCCUUAUAAAUUUUAUUUCUUAUUUU